AUGGCUGUGUGUCAGGAGCUCAGUUUUAACGUGGAUCAUGGCUAUCUGGAGGGUCUGGUUCGUGGAAUGAAGGCUGGGAUCCUGACCCAGGCCGACUGUCACAACCUGGCCCAAUGUGACACCCUUGAGGACCUAAAGCUACACUUUCAGAGCACAGACUACGGCAAACUGCUGAUCUUGUCUGAAGAUGAGCUGACGGUGUCUCUGGUGGACAGCAAGCUGAGAGAGAAUCUGGUAACUGAAUUCAGCUGCCAGCGCUCCAACGCUCUGCCGCCGCUCUCCACUUUCCUCGAUUACAUAACAUAUGCUACAACCCCUACUUUGCUUUAUUAUAGCUACAUGAUUGACAAUGUGGUGAUGCUGAUCAGCGGUGCCCUGAAACGCAGAGAUGUGACAGAGCUACUCCCACGGUGUCACCCGCUGGGUGCAUUUGAGCAAAUGGCAGCUGUGGGCAUCACUCGAACUCCGACUGAACUCUACACAGCCAUCCUUGUGGACACGCCGCUUGCUCAGUUUUUUCAGUAUGUCCUAUCUGAAACCAGCCUUGAUGAGAUGGAAGCCGAGAUUCUGAGGAACAAGCUGCAUAAGGUGACUGUCGACUCACACUGCUUCUGCAUACUGCUGGGCUGCCCUACAAAGGACACAGUAUGUCCUAUCCUGGAGUUUGACGCAGACAGGCAGGCCUUCAUCAUCACAGUAAACUCCUUUGGGACAGAUCUCAGCAGUGCAGAGAGGAGCAGGCUAUAUCCAUCUUGUGGCAAACUUUUCCCUGAAGGACUGCCACUCCUCACCCAAGCAGAGGACCAUGAGCAGGUCAAAGCUGUGGCCGACCGUUACCCGGACUAUAAAUUAAUAUUUGAUGACCCUGAGCCAGGAUCAGAAUUUAAGACUCUUGAGGACAGAUUCCUUGAACAAGAGGUGAAGUUGAAUGUGCUCGCCUUCCUGCAGCAGUUCAACUUUGGAGUAUUUUACUCCUACUUCAAGCUGAAGGAGCAGGAGAGCCACAACAUCGUCUGGAUAGCCGAGUGUGUCACACAGAGGCAGACGUCCAAGAUACACAACUACAUACUCAUCUUACAGGGAACAAAUUAA
This is a messenger RNA of Melanotaenia boesemani (Boeseman's rainbowfish), 1092 nucleotides long. Its product is annotated as V-type proton ATPase subunit d 1-like. Gene Ontology annotation, cellular component: lysosomal membrane; plasma membrane proton-transporting V-type ATPase complex; proton-transporting V-type ATPase, V0 domain. Gene Ontology annotation, biological process: proton transmembrane transport; vacuolar transport; vacuolar acidification. Bases 1 to 1092 code for a protein of 363 amino acids. Lineage: Eukaryota; Metazoa; Chordata; Actinopteri; Atheriniformes; Melanotaeniidae. The transcript is spliced from 9 exons. Gene Ontology annotation, molecular function: proton-transporting ATPase activity, rotational mechanism. The record is from RefSeq and is a predicted model, not a curated record.